Molecule: messenger RNA, 1371 nt
Organism: Phaeodactylum tricornutum CCAP 1055/1
Lineage: Eukaryota; Bacillariophyta; Bacillariophyceae; Surirellales; Neidiaceae
Exons: 3
Coding region: 1-1371 (456 amino acids)
Molecular function (GO): protein binding
Source: RefSeq, a predicted model, not a curated record
AUGCCAGCUACAGGCGGGGUCUUUGUUUACAGUCAAAGUCAGCAAAUCCUACUUCCCAAGAGAUCAAAAACAAACUUGUAUACGAAUCUUGGAACCUCGCUCUCCGCGGAAGGCUUGGACGAUGAGGCUGCCGAAAACUACGAGCAGGCUCUCGCCCACUAUAGGGAGAAAAUUGACAGGCUUGAAUAUGUAGAAGCGCAACAAGAAGUAACCACAAUUGCUGCACAAGCUGCUUUUUUUCUCGGCAUGGUCUAUCAGGACUUGCAUCGACCCAACGAUGCCGCCGAGGCGUACAGUCUAGCACAUUCAUUGGAUCCUCGGCACUGGUCGGCGGCGGCUAAUCUCGGGGCGUUGCUCCACGAUAACAUGGCCAAUCACGCAAAAGCGUUGCAAGCCUACAAUCUGGCGUACGAUAUUCUAACUAACCGGGAGGAAGAACCAACUGACCCGCCCCUGGAGCCUCGUUUCAUUCUCAGUCAACUCCAGUACCGCAUCGGUCUCUGCAUUACGCACGAUAGUACUCAGAAGUGCGCAAACGUGGACAACCCGGGAACUCCGAUCGAUUGCCAAGAGUUUGCCGCACACGCGUUUGCGUUGGCAGUCGAGUACGACGAGGACAACGAAUCGGCCAAGCAUAUGCUGGCGACCGUGACCGCCGACGCAACCAUGAAACGGGCCUCCAAUACCUAUAUUAAAUCAUUGUUUGACGAUUACGCGUCCAACUUUGAGCAUUCUCUGGUGCAGGACUUGGGCUACACGGGAUACGAGCGGUUGCGACGAGGGUUUGAUCAAGCCUUAGAACAAGAUGGCAAAUCGGGACUAGUAAUGUUCGCUACCGUGGUAGAUGCGGGUUGUGGGACGGGCUUGGUCGGUGAGCAGUUUCGGAACGUAAGUCAACACUUGACCGGGGUCGAUUUAAGCCAAGCCAUUCUAGACGAAGCAGUAAAGGCGCGUCCCAACCUUUACGACAAAGUGAUUGUCGGCGACGUUACGACCGUAUUCCGCGAACGCCAGCCAAUUUCUCUGAUUAUUGCCGCCGACUCGUACACUUAUUUUGGAGAUUUGGAGCCCCUGUUUGAGGCUAUGCAAGUAGGUUUGGAAACCGGGGGUUACGCGGCUUUCACAUUGGAAGAUGUUGACGAAGCUACGGAAGCGGCUCUGGAAGCGACGAAACCUGAUUGGCGAUGGCAAUUGACGGCUUCGGGUCGUUUUGCUCAUCGCAAGGGAUAUGUACAACUUACUGCCAAAAAAUACGGCCUGAAACUGAUACACUACGAGCAAUUGGUGAACUUUCGGUACGAGCGCGGUGUCGGUGUCCGUGGGCACCUUUUCGUACUGCGUCAAAGUGCGGAUCAUAGAGAAGAGUUAUAG